Messenger RNA from Heterotrigona itama, 1167 nucleotides. Lineage: Eukaryota; Metazoa; Arthropoda; Insecta; Hymenoptera; Apidae. The record is from the annotation of a GenBank genome assembly.
AUGGAUGAUGUAUAUAAACUUUACAAUAAAAAUGCUUCAGCAAAAAUACCCAUCAAAGAAUAUUUUGACAACUAUCAAAAAUUAAUAGAUGACUGUUUUAUACCUAUGAAAAAAGAUGAAAAUAAUUUGAUGUCAAUGAUGGGUGUAGACCUCAGUACAGAAGAAAUAUCUAUGUUGACCGAAUAUUGCAGUGUUGAUAAUUUAACAGUAGAAGGAGAAGUUCCAAAACUAGUCAAUAAUAGAAGAACAAGGCAAAAGGAAGUAUUCGAUGCUCAAGAACCACCAGAUGUAGAUUUAAAAACCAUUCAAAAUCUAAAGCAACGAUUGAAACAGAAUUCCAAACGCCUUGUUUACAAAUACUUAAGUGAAUUAUUUAUAAAUUAUGACAAAAAAGAAAGAACAAAUGAAAUACUUGCUGUUCCUGGUCAUGAUAUUCUUAUAUAUGUUAGAAUUUAUCAUCCUUUCAUACACCGUGGGAGAACUGCACCUAAAAGUGAAUGUUGUACAUUACUACGAUUGCAUAAUAUUAUAGCAGUACUUGGCUCUCAAACACUUGCUCAAUUAAGGGAUAAAAUAUCAUGUGUUGCUGAUUACAGUAUUUCUAAAGAAUGUAGUGAUAAUCUGGAUAAUGCAAUAGGGCCUAUGGCAAAGGAUGUUUAUAAAUCUGGCUUCUUCUUUAUCGAAGAUACUUUCUAUAAUGAUACGAGAUGUCCGACAAAUGUUGACUACAGUGAAGUAAUCAUUGAUUGGGCACAAAGAAGACCAAAAUUAGGUCCUUUCAAAACUGCCAUAAUGGAAGAUUGCAGACUGGAUUCAUUAUGCUUGAGAUUUGGAUUUCCAUGGGUCUACAAACACCAAGGUGGUUGUGAACACUUAAUUGUGUUUAGCGACGCUAGGUUUAUUAAUUGUGAUGAUGAAUUAGGAAUAUCUAUAUAUCCAAGAAUAGUUAGAUUACGGCCUAUGUCUUCUAAACUUUGUAUGGUUUGUGGUGUGUAUGUUAUUCAAUGGAUUACAAUGGAUCAUGAAAGAAUACCACAUAAUCCUUGUUACUUUUGUGAUAUUUGUUUUAAAUCCUAUAACUAUAUUGAUGAUAAAAAAGUCGGCAAAUUUAAAGCGUAUGCGUAUCCACGAAAUAUUGAAGCUGUGGAAGGAAAAAUAAAUAUAUGA